AGUUCUGCCGAGCUGGUUGUUACUGUGUUGACAAAUUCCCUUCGCGACGCAAUCCGUGGGCAGUUCAAAUGAAUUUAAACUAUUUCCCAAACGAGGUACUGUGCCGUAUAUUCGACUACCUGUCAUGGAAAGACCGCCAACGUGUCUCGCUGGUUUGCUGCCGUUGGAAUGAUAUCAUCAACUCCGAACAUUACAUACGCCACCAAAAGCUUGUCCUGUACAACUAUAGCAAGGCAAGGUUUUUCUCGGGCGUCCGAGUUGAGCUGCUGAAUCGUCAAAAGCAUAUCGAACUCAAUUCGAACGCAAUGCUCGACACGGAGGAAGUACUACAAACGAUCGGUGAAUCGUUUGGUGGCGGUGAAGCGAUGGUUAACUCCCUGUCCUUUGUUCUCCGCUCCGAGCAUAGAGUAGCGUUCGGUUUAGUGCUGGAAAACCUGCCCAAUCUGGUACACCUCAAAGAGUUGAACAUUUCGGUAAACGGAGCGCUACGCAAAGGUGUCCGGAUCGACAGUGCGCGCCUGGAAAAGCUGAACAUAUCGUUUUAUCAGAAUUCACGAUGCACGCUGCACACCCCCAACCUGCACACACUGCACCUUACGGUCCGGUAUCGUAGUGAGAUGGACUUAUUGCGCACCAUUUCGGCUCAACUGGUCGAGCUGCAGGUAUCCUUUAUAUCGAAGGACCACGUGGCAAAACUGUUCGACUGUGAUUGCAGAUCCCUGAAGCGCUUGUCCAUAUUGCUGCGAAACGAUAAAUAUAUACCCUAUAGUGUGUCUCCGGUGCUCCUGCGGCCUUUGGACAAGGAUGGUAUAUUUGCUAGAACUAUUGUCGGUCUGCAAUCGUUACAAGUGGAAGACGUGUGUCAUAUUUUCGACAUUGACUUUCUUCAGAUGUUUGUGUACGCCAAGUCACUGAAAACACUGGUCAUAAACUAUAUCAGGCUGACCGUUGAGGUGAAUCAGUUUAUUAAUGGAUGUCAGCAACUAAAAAAUCUCAAUCUCGAAGGAUGUCCAAAGGCCGAUGAACCCAAAGAACUACACCUACCAGCCUUGGAAACGCUAGUGGUGCCGUACAAACACCUAUCGCUGUUCGAAUCGGAACUCAAAUUGCUAACCACGCUGUACUACAGCAAUGCGAACAAAAAUCAAUCUCAGUUUGUUAAACAAAUAGCGAAAGCGUUUCCCAGCCUAAACUUUCUCUGUUUGCAAAACUUUGACAACGAACUCGACUCGAAUGCGUUUAGCAAUCUGACUGUGCUUACCAAGCUCCGGACGCUCGUCAUCAAGGAUAUGUCCGUUGCAAGCAAAAUAUUCACGAACUGUCCCAACGUGCCACACUUGGAACGACUAGUCACCGACACCAUCGUUUCGGAAGUGUCCAUGCUGGAUGCAAUACCCGCAAGAUUUCCUGCUCUGCAAAGCUAUGUCAUCAAGAAUUGCUUUUUGUACCUCAUUCCGAGCGAAAGUGGCAAGCACCACAUGACAUUCGAUAGCCUCCGGCGUCUCAUGCCGCAUUGCUGUGUGUCGACGAAGGAUUCUACAAUCUUUACCGAAAAAGAUGGUCAUAUGUGAUGCUUAAAAAUAGCUUUCAAAAAGAUACCCAACCGCGGGGCUAGGUAUCGUGGAUAAACAAGGGGGUAGAACAGAACGUUCGGUCAGUAACAGGAUACGUGAUAUUUAGGGUAAUGUGAAUGCAUGUUUAGAUUGCUAAGAGGAGCUACAAUGAGGACGAUUAAUAUAGAAAACAUAGUGAAUCAGUAAACAGCGGUGUAAAUCGUAUGUGAAUCAGUGA
Messenger RNA from Anopheles coustani, 1791 nucleotides. RefSeq lists its product as uncharacterized. The record is from RefSeq and is a predicted model, not a curated record. The transcript has 4 exons. Gene Ontology annotation, molecular function: protein binding. The coding region runs from base 69 to 1571 and encodes 500 amino acids. Lineage: Eukaryota; Metazoa; Arthropoda; Insecta; Diptera; Culicidae.